Cucumis sativus (cucumber) is the source of this 1208-nucleotide messenger RNA. RefSeq lists its product as uncharacterized. The transcript is spliced from 4 exons. Bases 235 to 861 code for a protein of 208 amino acids. Lineage: Eukaryota; Viridiplantae; Streptophyta; Magnoliopsida; Cucurbitales; Cucurbitaceae. The record is from RefSeq and is a predicted model, not a curated record.
AUAUACACAACACAAAUAAACACUCCCAUGAAUUCAUUUUUGUUCAUCAAACAAGAAAAUAAAGAAAAUUCCUUCAGAUUCUUGUUUCCAUUUUCACUUUAAUCUUCUCUUCUCUUCUCUUCUUCGUUCUUCCUCCAUUCCAGAGCUUAAUCCAAUUUAUCCUCCGCUUUUUCUGUCUUCAUCUACUGCUCGGAACAAUCUGUUGUAUUUAUGCCAAUUUUUUAGUGAAGAGAAAUGGAAUCAAACUGGCUUGGUACGCUUUUGAAUACGAAAUUCUACACUUCUUGCGAUCUGCAUCCUAAUCUCUGGCGAAAUAAGAAAAGUAGAUUCUGUAUUGAUUGUAGUGUUAGCUUCUGCAAGAAUUGUACAAUCCACGAUCUUCAUCGGCAGGUUAACAUCUGGAAAUAUGUGUAUCGUGAAGUUGUGCGUGUUCAGGACAUGGAGAAAUACUUUUGCUGUUCAGAGAUUCAUCCAUAUAAAGUAAAUGGUAAACUAGCUGUUCAUAUAAACUCAUGUGGUCAAUCUGUCGACACCAAAUCGCCGAAGAGGAAGUCCAGUAAUCCUUGUGAAGAAUGUGGCAAACAUAUACAUGAUCCUCACCGCUUCUGUUCAAUUGCUUGCAAGGUUUGUGUGAACUCAAAGAUCAAGGACCACAGUGUUGGAACCGUCGUAUCUCUGAGCCAGGAUUCCGGUAACUUAUCGUUCAAGGACAACAAAAGAAGCCCAGAAACAAAUGCAAGUGAAUUGGAAUCAACCAUAUCAAUUGCAGAGUCCAUGGAAGAGACCAAAACUAGCACUUCAUCUUUACAACCAAGAAAACGAAGAGUAAAGAGCAUCCCUCACAGAGCUCCAUUUUUCUGAUAAGAUGAAGAUGCAACAUUUUGCCGUCUUCAUUUUAACUUCCCUUGUGGCUCUCAAAUGGUAUGCUGCUUAAUUUUUAUUACUUCGACUCAUAAUUCAUAGAAUGCCUAGCAGUGAAGUGAAGUGAUCAAUAUAAAAUUCAUGAUCAAAAUGCUCCUAAACCCCCACUUCUGCAAUCUCUCUACUGCAUGAUUUUGGAAUUUCUUUUAGCAGUUUUGACAAGAUUAGUUUGGUAGAGAAAGCUUUUCCUAAACCGAUAUAAUUUUUUUUAAGAAACUUACUUAGGUGCAUCCAUUUUUGUGCAUAUCAUUUAAUCUUAUUCAAUCAUAAUUUAGUUCUGUGUUAAA